This is a messenger RNA of Talaromyces marneffei, 2262 nucleotides long. RefSeq lists its product as uncharacterized. Lineage: Eukaryota; Fungi; Ascomycota; Eurotiomycetes; Eurotiales; Trichocomaceae. Gene Ontology annotation, molecular function: mRNA binding. The coding region runs from base 1 to 2262 and encodes 753 amino acids. The transcript has 5 exons. The record is from RefSeq and is a predicted model, not a curated record. Gene Ontology annotation, biological process: mRNA processing. Gene Ontology annotation, cellular component: spliceosomal complex.
AUGUACAACCCUUAUCAAGGUUCGCACCUUUAUGGCCGACCUGGGGACUAUGGGAGUUAUCCUGGUGCCCCUCCAGGCAUGGGCGCCCCUCCAGGCAUGGCUGCUCCCGGAACUGCACUUCCUCCAGGUAUGCAACAAGCGAACGCGCAACAGUCAGGUCGCCCAGGCGGCUUUCCAGCCAAUUUUCAACCUCCUCCCAACAUGCCAAAUAUAAACUUCUCUGCACCAGUUAUUCGCCUCGGCACAGCAGGUCCUGCGAAGUCGGCGACACCUGAAGGUACCGGGCGAACCGGCGAGACAAAUCGAAGGGCAGGACUUGGCGCCACCAGCGUUGAGUCACAGCGCCAGACCAUCCGGGAUGCGAUGAUGCAGCUGCAGCCACCAACCAAAGAAGAAAUUUUGAGAACUAUAUUUGUUGGAGGUAUUACGGAGGGCACCGGAGGUGAUGAUGGUGUGGAGCGUAUCCUGCGUUGUGCGGGCAGUUUGAAACGCUGGAUUCGCGCCACUGAUGCAGAUGACAAGCCCUGCAAAUUUGGAUUCGCGGAAUACGACGACCCCGAAAGUCUCAGCGUGGCUUUAGAAGUUCUCAAGGAUGUUGAGGUUCCAGUGAAGCGACAGAUGCCGAAGGCAGAAGGCGACAAGGAGAAUUCUGAAGUGGAAAAGGCUAAGCUUCUGGUCGUCUUUGACGAAGGGACUUUGAAAUACGUUGAACAGUACCAGUCCACUAGGAAUGAAGAAGAUGAUUCCGAUCGCACCGCCCGUCUUGACGCUGCUCGCGAAUCGCUUUCCACCGUGCUAUCAGAAUUGGCGCAUCCAGCCGUGCCUACGCAAGCUGAGGAAGCAUCCACCGUUGAUCGUGACGGCGACGUACCUAUGCAGGAGGGAGGCAAAGAUGCCGAAGUCGUUACUAUUCCCAUCGCUGCCGAAGACGAACUGUCAGAUAUACCAGCCGAGAUGCGCGAGACAGUCGCCAAGGAGAUUGCUGCUUUCCGAGAGAGGAGCAACCGCCGUGAUCUUGAACGUCUUCGCCGAGAGGAGGAAAUUGAAUCAAUGGAGCGUGCAAGGAAUUCCGGCGGCCGUAUGAACAGGCUGGCAUCUCCACCUCUGUCAGCUCCCAGUGGACCUGCUGGAGGAGUCAACGGAGUCCCUCUUGGUCCUCGCGAUCGUUCUAUAGCCAACGCACCCUCGGGACCAAAGGGAUUCGGUGUGCAGAUUCCCAAGGAAUACCAGAAAGGAGUCGCAUUUGUGAAUGGCCACGGAGUGCCACUUGGUCAGGAAGAUGAGGACACUGAUGCUAGCGAUGAGGAGCUUGAGCGUAGGAGACAGGAAAAGAGGAAUGCAGAAUUGGAGAAGCAAUUCCUCGAUCAAGAACGCAGAUGGUUGAACCGUGAACGCAGUCGUACGGCCGCUGUUGAACGUGAGAGGAAGCGUGAUAAGGAAGAGGACGCUAAGGUUGACGAGGCCAAAGAAGCGAUGGCAAAGAUUCUUCGUGAGUGGAAUGACGAUGUCGAAGCUAGUCGUAAGGUGGAUGAAUACUAUGCAGAUCACGGGGCCUGGAUGCGCAACCGUGCGGCUGUUCGUGGACGGGAAAUCAAAGCCGAUGAAGCUGACCGAGCUGCGGAAGGACGAGAGAAGGCCCGGUCUGAGCAACAACGUGAACAAGCUCGUGGUAUGGCGGACGACUUCUUGGCUCGUCAGGCUGAAGAGCUUGAAGCGCAGCCACAGGCACCUCGCGAACCUCAGCGAUUCAAGCUAUCUCUUGGCGCAGCGGCACAACAAAAAGCACAGGCUGCCACGACUCGUCGCACUGUUGCUGAAGUUGAAGGUCUAUUGGAAGAUGAGGAAGAAGGGGCUGCUACUACGAAACGCACGCUCGUCCCGAUCAAAUUCGAUACCGCUGCAGAGGCAUCUGGUCUCAGUGAUGAAGAGAGGGCGCAGGCUGUCAGACAGCUCGCUGCAGAAAUUCCUUCGGACAAGGAAGGCCUAUGGAAAUGGAACGUCAAGUGGGAGUUUGUCGAUGAGUCGGUUCUUGGCGAACAACUGAAACCGUUUGUCGAGAAGAAGAUUAUGGAGUACCUUGGUGUGCAGGAGGAAAUGUUGGUCGAUGUUGUUGAAGAGCAUAUCCGCCGCCACGGUGAGCCUCAGGAGUUGGUCGAGCAAUUGGCCGAGGCAUUGGAUGAAGAAGCGGAAGUUUUGGUCAAGAAGCUGUGGCGUAUGAUUAUCUUCUUUUCUGAGAGCGAGAAGCGAGGUCUUUCGACGUAG